Asparagus officinalis (garden asparagus) is the source of this 1755-nucleotide messenger RNA. RefSeq lists its product as uncharacterized. The record is from RefSeq and is a predicted model, not a curated record. Lineage: Eukaryota; Viridiplantae; Streptophyta; Magnoliopsida; Asparagales; Asparagaceae. The transcript has 6 exons. Bases 1 to 1755 code for a protein of 584 amino acids.
AUGGAUAUGGAAGAUGAGGAAGAAUUAAAGAGGAUGUGUGCUAAUACAGCUGUCUAUACCGUGGUCACUUUGGUAACAUGUAUUUUGAGAAUGCGUGCUAAGCGCAAGAGAAUAUCAAAUUGUACGAAGCAAGAAAAGAUCAGAAAAAUAUAUUGUAGAGAGGCUCACUUCAGACGUGUACUAGAGGGCUAUCAAGAUAGCUGCCAAUCUUAUAUUAGAAUUAGACCUAGGGCCUUUUUUAAACUUGUUGAAGUAAUGAAAGCAAACGGUUUAUUAAAAGAUACAAGAAACGUUCAAGUUGAAGAACAGCUUGCUAUGUUUCUAAGUAUUGUUGGGCACAAAACUAAAAAUAGAAUAAUAAGAACUGAGUUCAUAAGAUCAGGGGAAACAGUUAGCAGGUAUUUCAAUAAAGUCUUGCAAGCAAUGAAUGGAUUACGUGAUCGGUACAUGAAGCAAGCCUCAAAAGAAGUUCCCGAGGAGAUUGCAAACAACUCAAACUAUUUUCCUUACUUUAAGGACUGCAUUGGUUUGAUAGAUGGCACACACGUCGACGCGGUGUUACCUAGUGACCUAGUUGCACGGUUUAGAGGGCGAAAAGGGGUCACCCAAAACAUCUUAGCAGCCUGCACCCCCAAUAAACUAUUUACUUAUGUCUUGGCUGGCUGGGAGGGGGCAACAAAUAAUUAUAGGGUAUUACAAGAUGCCCUGUUCAGACCACAGCCUUACGGGCUCCGAGUUUAUGAUGGUAAAUAUUACCUAUGUGAUGCUGGAUACACCACAAUGCCAGGUUUCAUAUCCCCAUCAAAAAUUGAAUGCACAUUUGGGAUACUGAAGAAUCGGUUUAAAAUUCUUACGGCGAAGCCGAAUUAUCCAUUUCCCACUCAAGUGGACAUUGUACUAGCGUGUACUGUGUUGCACAACUUUAUUGCCUUGGAGGAUCCGGAUGAUGAUAUUUUAAAUGAAAAUGUUAAAAUUGAUGAAGAUACGGGGGAAGAGACAAAUGAAGACGAUUCAAAUGUGGUGGACUAUACUCAAUGUAGGUCACAAAGAGAGGAUCAAGAUGUUAGAAAUGAAUGGAAGGAGUUGCGAGAUCAAAUUGCUUGGGCGAUGUGGGUGGAUUAUUGUGCAAAGUACAAUGGUGGUAACACAAUGGUCAAAUUGCUUGGGCGAUGUGGGUGGAUUAUUGUGCAAAAUUUAGCAUUGGAUAGCAUGAAGCCAGACAAGAACUUCAAGGUUGAAGCAUAUAAAAUGGCUGCCAUGAAAAUCAACAUGCAAUUCAGGACUGAUUUCACUCACCUUCAUGUCAUUAACCACUUGAAAUGUUUGAGGAAUAAAUUCAAUGACAUGAAGGCUUGCCUUGAUAUAAGUGGUGCUGGGUGGGAUGAAACAAGUAAAAUGAUUACAUUGGAUGAGGAAACCUUGAAAUCUUGGGCCCAGGACAAAUCUAAUUCUAAGUACAAAGCGUACAUAAACAAACCCCUUCCUUACUUUAAAAUUUUACAAGUUAUCAUGGGUGAUGAUCAAGCCAAGGGUGAUUUUGUUAGGCCCGUGUACGCUAACAUUGGGUCUAGUAGGUCCAUACUUAUUCCCGAUGAUGAUUGUGAGAUUCUAGAGGAGACUGAAACUGAACCACAGUCUGAUGCUUGCAACCAACCACGUUCUGGUGCUGUUAACCAACCACAACCCACUAGAUAUAAGACUAAGAGUAAAGACAACAUGACUUCAUCAUCUAACAAAAAAAACCAAAAAAUCUAA